CAUUGAUUAAUACUGAAAGCAGUCGAUGUCCCCUUCUGUCUGACGAUGUAGCGUGAUCACCCCCCUCGAAAAGAAGAAGAAGAAGAAAAAAAAAUCGAUUUUGAUCCAAGAUCUUCAUCUUCAAAAAACGUGCACGUGCUCUUUUUUUUUCCUUGUUAAAUAUUAAUUUAUUUUUUUAUUUACAAACAAUGUUGAAUAGUUUUGAAAUUUUUCCAAUAAAAGUGUGAGUUUAUUUUGUUUUUAAUUAGUGAUAUUUUUUUUUUUUUGAAAUAAGUUUUUGAUCCACAAGUGUGUUGAAUCUUUAAGAAGCGAUUCAGUGAAUUUUUGUGAAGUUUGUUUUAUAUCUUCCUUUUUUGGAUUUAUUUUAUUUUUCUGAAUAAUAUAUAAAUAUAGAAAAUGACGGCAACGGAACCAUCGAAAGCGGAAGAAGGUGGUGAGGAACGGCGACCAAAAAUUGAAACUUUUGAUGAUAUUUUGCCAUAUGUUGGUGAGGCUGGUCGUUAUCAAUGGCUGCUCUUCGUUAUUUUACUACCAUUUACAUUCGUCUAUGCAUUUCUUUAUUUUGCUCAAUUUUUCAUCACCCUUGUACCCGAGGAACAUUGGUGCAAAAUUCCUGAACUGGACAGAUUGAACCUCACGGAUGAGCAGAUGACAUCGCUAUGGAUUCCAAGAGCAGAUGAGGAUGAAGUUAAAAUGAAUAACAUUCCAUUUUCAAGAUGUAAAAUGUAUAUUGUUGAUUAUGCAAAAGUUUUGGAUGAAAAUUUAACACAAGCCAUAACAUCGUGGCCAAAAGGACCCUGUCAAAAUGGAUGGAAAUUUAAUCAAACAAUGAUACCAUAUCUUUCAAUUGGUGCUGAGUUUGAAUGGGUGUGUGAGAAUACUUACCUGGGUUCAGCGGCACAAUCUGCAUUUUUUGUUGGCAGUAUUGUGGGUGGUCUUAUUUUUGGAUAUAUCGCCGAUCAUUAUGGCCGGAUACCAGCUCUUGUUUCUUGCAAUGCAGUUGGAUUUUUUGCCUCCAUUGCCACUGCAUUGUGCAACAAUUUUGUAUCAUUUGCAAUAUGUCGACUCAUCGUUGGAACAUCAUUUGACAAUUGUUUUAAUAUUUUAUUCAUCAUAGUAAUUGAAUAUGUGGGACCAAAAUAUAGAACGUUGGUGGCAAAUAUGUCUUUUGGAAUAUAUUUUGCUGCCGCAGCUGGUCUUUUACCCUGGAUAGCAUAUUGGAUAGCAGAUUGGAGAAUUUUGAGUGUAGUUACAGCAGUGCCAUUAGUUACUGCCUUCUUGGGGCCAUGGAUAGUGCCCGAAAGUGCCAGGUGGUAUAUCACAGUUGGAAAAGUCGACAAAUCAAUAGAAAUGCUCAAGAAGUUCGAGAAAGUAAAUAGGAAGACUGUAAAGCAAGAAGUUUAUGACGAAUAUGAGAAAAGUUGCAUUAGUAUGAUGCAAAACGAUAAGAAGCACAAUAAAUACACAGUUUUUGAUCUUUUUAAGUUACCUCGUUUAGGAAGAAUUACCGUUAUGCUCAUUAUUUAUUGGCUUUUGAUUAUUUUGGUAUUUGAUGGACAUGUUUGGAACAUGAAAUUACUUCAUCCGGAUGUUUUUACGUCUUUCUCUUUGGCAUCUAUGACGGAACUUCCAGCAGCAAUUUUACUCGCUUUGUUCUUGGACAAAUGGGGACGACGAUGGAUGGGAUUCUUUUCUAUGUUAAUCUGUGGAAUUUUCUCAUUUGUUGCUAUUGUUAUGCCCGAAGGUCCCGCAACAGUGGCUAUGGCAAUUUUGGCUCGACUUGGCGUGAAUAUUGCUGCAAACAUUGGUUUCCAAUAUGCAGCUGAAAUGUUGCCGACAGUUGUUCGCGCUCAGGGAGUAUCUCUCAUUCACAUCAUUGGUUACUUUGCACACAUCAUUGGUCCCUAUGUCAUUUAUCUGGCGGAUGUCGCUGAGGAAUUGCCACUUAUUUGUUUGGGCGUCUUGUCAAUAAUAGACGCACUUUUGACACUUGGAUUACCGGAAACUUUGGAUCAAGAUCUUCCUGAAUCGCUUGAGGAGGGUAAUGAUUUUGGCAAAGAACAGAGCUUCUGGUGGAUUCCCUGUAUCUCAACAUCCCAUGUAAAAAAGAAGAAAUAUAGAAGGAAGUUAGGUGCGACAAAUGCUGGUUUUAAUCCAGGCAGUUUAUCGAGGAUCGAUUCCACCCGAUUGUAGCUAAGUGGCAAAAAUUUAUUAUAAAUUUUUAUCUUUUUCUUUCUUUCUUUUUUUUUUUUUUGUAAAUAGUACCUCAAUUACACUCAUGUGAUUUACAUAUGUAUAAACGUUAAGUCAAGAGAGAGAACCUGAACUGAGUGACCGUUUGUUGUUUUCUGAAAGUAUUUUUUUUUUUUUAUUUUCUUUUUUCAAAUUUGAAAACAAAUUUUUGAUUAACUUUUUCUGGCGUUUUUUUUUUUAAUUUUUUUUUUUUUUUCAAAAUGACUUUUGAAAGAAAAAAUUUUUUUUUAAUGUUACUUUCCUCAUUAACAAAAGACAGAAAAAAAUAAUAAUGGUAAUAGAAACAAAGAAACAAUCUGAGUUGAGAAAAAAAAAAAAUAAUGGUAAAAUCAAAUUUUGCCAUUAUAAAUUACAUUUUUGAUGCAGUUCUAAAAAGAAAAACGUAUAUAGAAAAUUAAAUUAUAAUUUUACUACUUAUAUAAGUGCCUUGGGUUUAAUAUUUUAAGUGUCAUAAUCGAAUUUUAUUAAUAUAUAGAAAAUUUUUUAAAUGAAACAAUUUUUGCUCAAUGAUAAUGAAAAUUAUAUGUGCCUUAUUGAAAAAAAAAUUUUAUUCCCAUUUAAUAUAUUAAAAACUAAUAAAUUUAUUUAAUUAACUGUAUUUUGUUAAAAGAAAAUUUUUCUGUUACUUUUUUUUCAAAAAGAAAAAAAAAUGAUCAUUUUCAUUAUUUAAUCAUCAUUAUAAUAAUAUAUUUUGAUGUCUCGAUAAUGCUCAAUUUGAAAUAUCGUUUUCCAUUCUAGAAGAUAAUAAAGUAGAAUCAUUCGCGUACUUACUAUUGAUUCGCUGAAUCUAGAAAACAAAGAAAGAAUCAAUUGAAUAAUAUUUAAAUUCUCGAAAAAUUGGGAAAAUAUAUUAUUAAUAUCAAUAAUAAUAUUUAUUAAUUAUUAUUAUUAUUAUUUUUAUUAAUAUUUAAGAAAUAAAUUUAUUAAUAAUAAUUAACGAAAAUAUAAAUUUUAUUAUUAGCAACUAUAAAUAUUAUUAUUAAUAUUGAUAAUAAUAAUUUAUUUUUGAGUAUUUAUAGUUGAAAAAUUGAAAUUUAGAAAUAUUUUUGAAUUUAAUGAGAAAUAUCAUUGACUCUUUCUUGCUUGUUAACAAUAUGGUGAAGCAAGCAUUUUUUUUUUUUUUUUUUUAGGAAACUAUAUAAACACAUUAUUGUAGCUAGAAAUGACAGCAUAAAAUAAAUGAAUGUUCAUUAAUUUGUACAGUAUUGGAAUGAAUGUUCAUUAUCGAAAUCGACAUUGCGUGUGUGAUAAUAUUGUAUACCAAAUAUCAGAUAACAAAAUAAAAAAAUUUGGUGUCAAAAAUUUUCUUUUUUGACCCCAAACAGUA
Molecule: messenger RNA, 3580 nt
Organism: Leptopilina boulardi
Lineage: Eukaryota; Metazoa; Arthropoda; Insecta; Hymenoptera; Figitidae
Product: carcinine transporter-like
Exons: 10
Coding region: 397-2193 (598 amino acids)
Biological process (GO): transmembrane transport
Cellular component (GO): membrane
Molecular function (GO): transmembrane transporter activity
Source: RefSeq, a predicted model, not a curated record